AAAUGUAAAAUAUAAAUAACUUCUAUUGAAUUAGCACAGAAGUUUGGCUGGAGGUAAAUCUUUGGUGCCUAAAUCUGAGCGCUUUUCUCUCAAAUACGCACGAGAGCUCUUUGGCGGUCUUAUUUUUCCUCUUCUACACAACCGAACAAUUUAAAUGAAUUAUGGACCGUCACUCCUCAUCUCCCCCAGGAAAUGAAGCUUAGAGCCUCCUUGUUCAGCUAAUUGUUGCUUGAUUAAGCUGUCCCUUAUAGAUGGAUAGAUAAAGUGAUUGAUGCAUGUGCUUAUUAAUACCAUCCCCGUGCACGGAGGAAGAAUAAACCGCCAGCAGCUUCAUUUAAGCACCACAAAGGGGGUUUCCUAGAGUUUGUUGUAUGUGCAGAAAGGCUGUCAUCGUCUUUCCCUCUGUCCUGGAAAUUACUUACCUGCUUGGUAUUGUCUUUCUGGCCAAGUCGUUUUCUUCUGAGCUAAUUUCAGACUUCCACCACAGUUUAACAAUAGUACAAAGAAUUAUUUUUCUACACCUUUGGAGAGUAACUUGCCAAUACUGACAUCGCAUCACUCCUGAGUACUUGAAUGUGUCUUUGCUGUAACGAAGACAGUCUCCAUUGAGACCCCGGCACGACCAUCAGACUCAGGAAACCAGCACCGCUGCGGCACCAUGCCGGUGGAAAGGAUGCGCAUGCGCCCGUGGCUGGAGGAGCAGAUAAACUCCAACACGAUCCCAGGGCUCAAGUGGCUUAACAAGGAAAAGAAGAUUUUUCAGAUCCCCUGGAUGCAUGCGGCUAGACAUGGGUGGGAUGUGGAAAAAGACGCACCACUCUUUAGAAACUGGGCAAUCCAUACAGGAAAGCAUCAACCAGGAGUAGAUAAACCUGAUCCCAAAACAUGGAAGGCGAAUUUCAGAUGCGCCAUGAAUUCCUUGCCUGAUAUUGAAGAAGUCAAGGAUAAAAGCAUAAAGAAAGGAAACAACGCCUUCAGGGUCUACCGAAUGCUGCCCCUGUCGGAGCGGCCUUCUAAGAAAGGAAAGAAACCAAAGACAGAAAAAGAAGACAAAGUUAAGCACAUCAAGCAAGAACCAGUUGAGUCAUCUCUGGGGCUUAGUAAUGGAGUAAGUGAUCUUUCUCCUGAGUAUGCGGUCCUGACUUCAACUAUAAAAAAUGAAGUGGAUAGUACGGUGAACAUCAUAGUUGUAGGACAGUCCCAUCUGGAUAGCAACAUUGAGGAUCAAGAGAUUGUCACCAAUCCGCCAGACAUUUGCCAAGUUGUAGAGGUGACCACUGAGAGCGAUGAGCAGCCGGUCAGCAUGAGCGAGCUCUACCCUCUGCAGAUCUCCCCUGUGUCUUCCUAUGCAGAUGCUUUCAGGAAAACUGAGACCAGAAAGGUUAAGAGAAUUACUCCUGUGCCUGUUGGUUCUGUGCAAACACCUUCAGCUUAUUCGGCUUGUUUGGAGUUGCUAGAGAGGCGACUCCAGACUUCUUUAUUCCAUUGUAUUCGAAAAAGCGAAACGACUGAUAGUGUGCCCAGCGAUGAAGAGAGUGCUGAGGGGCGGCCACACUGGCGGAAGAGGAAUAUUGAAGGCAAACAGUACCUCAGCAACAUGGGGACUCGGGGCUCCUACCUGCUGCCUGGCAUGGCGUCCUUCGUCACUUCCAACAAACCGGACCUCCAGGUCACCAUCAAAGAGGAGAGCAAUCCGGUGCCUUACAACAGCUCCUGGCCCCCGUUUCAAGACCUCCCCCUUUCUUCCUCCAUGACCCCAGCACCCAGCAGCAGUCGGCCAGACCGGGAGACCCGGGCCAGCGUCAUCAAGAAAACAUCGGAUAUCACCCAGGCCCGCGUCAAGAGCUGUUAAGCCUCUGACUCUCCCCGGUGGUUGUUGGGGCUUCUUGGCUUUGUUUUGUUGUUUGUUUGUAUUUUAUUUUUUUCUCUCUGACACCUGUUUUAGACAAAUCUAAGGGAAAAAGCCUUGACAAUAGAACAUUGAUUGCUGUGUCCAACUCCAGUACUGGAGCUUCUCUUUAACUCAGGACUCCAGCCCAUUGGUAGACGUGUGUUUCUAGAGCCUGCUGGAUCUCCCAGGGCUACUCGCUCAAGUUCAAGGACCAACAAGGGCAGUGGAGGUGCUGCAUUGCCUGCGGUCAAGGCCAGCAAGGUGGAGUGGAUGCCUCAGAACGGACGAGAUAAUGUGAACUAGCUGGAAUUUUUUAUUCUUGUGAAUAUGUACAUAGGCAGCACUAGUGACAUUGCAGUCUGCUUCUGCACCUUAUCUUAAAGCACUUACAGAUAGGCCUUCUUGUGAUCUUGCUCUAUCUCACAGCACACUCAGCACCACCCUCUCUGCCCAUUCCCCAGCCUCUCUUCCUAUCCCAUCCCGUCCCAUCCCAUCCCACCCCAUCCCACUCUUUUCCUACUUUUCCUUCCCUCAAAGCUUCCAUUCCACAUCCGGAGGAGAAGAAGGAAAUGAAUUUCUCUACAGAUGUCCCAUUUUAAGACUGCUUUAAAAAAAAAAAAAAAUCCUUCUAAUCUGCUAUGCUUGAAUGCCACGCGGUACAAAGGAAAAAGUAUCAUGGAAAUAUUAUGCAAAUUCCCAGAUUUGAAGACAAAAAUACUCUAAUUCUAACCAGAGCAAGCUUUUUUAUUUUUUAUACAGGGGAAUAUUUUAUUCAAGGUAAAAUUCUAAAUAAAAUAUAAUUGUUUUUUAUCUUUUCUACAGCAAAUUUAUAAUUUUAAGAUUCCUUUUCUUGUUUAUCAGCAGUUGUUAUUACAUCCUUGUGGCACAUUUUUUUUUUUAAUUUUGUAAAGGUGAAAAAAGCUUUUAUGAGCUCAUGUAGCAAUCAGAUUAUCCUGUGGAUUGAUAAUAAAUGAAUAUGAUAUAUAGUUAAA
Molecule: messenger RNA, 2883 nt
Organism: Symphalangus syndactylus (siamang)
Lineage: Eukaryota; Metazoa; Chordata; Mammalia; Primates; Hylobatidae
Gene: IRF2
Product: interferon regulatory factor 2
Biological process (GO): immune system process; regulation of transcription by RNA polymerase II
Cellular component (GO): nucleus
Molecular function (GO): RNA polymerase II cis-regulatory region sequence-specific DNA binding; DNA-binding transcription factor activity, RNA polymerase II-specific
Source: RefSeq, a predicted model, not a curated record